GCGAUUCGUGGAGCGGUCUCCGGAGGUCGUCGUCACCGUCUUCCUCCAUUUACUAUUUUGAAUAAAAAUUGAAAAAAAAAAAUUAUUCCUCCUUUCGUCUUCCUUCUCUUCGGCAUCAGCGUCGCCUCAUCUCAUCCCUCUACUUUGUGAGCGAAAACGGGGUGGGAAGAGAAGGGUGAACUGCACAUCGAUUCGUCUGUGGUGCGAGGACGGCCGCCGUUCAGGUGGUGGUUGUCGCGAUCGGUGAAACCCUAGCGGAGUAAACGAGGAUGAGAUCUCGUUCGAUAUCAGUGGGAACUCAUGUCGGAGCUGGACUCAUCUUGAUUGGAUCUGUAAAAUCCGUGUUCCGCCGUCGGGAUCAUCGGUGACAUUGGCUGCCGGGCACUCGUCGCGGUGGCUUCGAUUUCUAGGGCUCCUUUUAGUUCCGCUGGGCCUGUCGUAGGGUGCUAGGAAGGCGGGCGAUGGGGGGUUCAGAGGGUGGAGAUGGAGGAGGGAUCGGCGUCGAUUGCGGCGUCGGGACGAUCGUUUGGGUGCGACGGAGGAACGGAUCCUGGUGGCCGGGGAGGAUUCUCGGGCAAGAAGAGCUUUCGGCGUCGCAUCUCAUGUCCCCGAGGUCAGGGACGCCAGUCAAGCUCCUGGGUAGGGAGGAUGCCAGCGUUGACUGGUACAAUCUGGAAAAAUCAAAGCGUGUUAAGUCAUUUCGCUGUGGAGAGUUUGAUGCUUGCAUUGAGAAGGCUGAAGCUUCAUUAGGAGUACCUAUCAAGAAACGGGAAAAAUAUGCCCGCAGAGAAGAUGCUAUUCUUCAUGCUCUUGAACUUGAGAGAAAGCAGCUUGAGCUAAAGCAACCAAAACAAGCGAUUAUCUCAAAUGGAAUUACCAGCAAGCCUUUAGGUACUCUGAAGAUAGAGUUUAAUAACUUGUCAUCUUCAGAUAAAUUUGCCAGAAAUGAUGAAUCGUCAUUUCAAAGUGAUUGUGCCGUUCGCAAAGCUCCACUUAUUAGAAAACCAGGUUCUGACGAUAUAGUCGGAGGUACAAGUCAUGUCAAUGGAGAUAAAAGUAAUUUGACAAUCAAGAGUAAAAGGUCACAUGGUGGAUUUUCUGAAGAGUAUUCAGUCAAAAAACGUGAUAGACGUCGUCCACUUGUUCAAGUUCUACAAACUAGUGCAAAGAUACCAGCAUCUCAUUCUUCUCGUUUUGAUUGUUAUCCUUAUGAUUUCUCAUUGAAAGACGAGCAAAUCCAUAUGGGUAUUUAUCAGGAAAAACAAAGUAGCUGCAUCUAUCUUUCUGCUGAUUCAAUUGUCUCACAGAAUGAUAGAGAUAAUUCUUCUGAAGAAACUCAAUCAUUGUCAGACAAGUGUGGUUUCAAUCAACCUGGUUCAAUGGCAGAAGAUUGCUCAACUUCUGAGAUGAGUUUGACAAAUGAUUCAGAUACUUCUCCAAGGGAUUACUUGGACACUGAGAUGGAGGGACAUAUCUCAGGAGAUACUGGUCGAUCCCUUGGAUCAAAAGAUUGUGACCCUCCUCAACAUUGUGUUUCAGAUGAAUUCGAAGAGAUGGGCAAUGAUGAAGUGCCUUCUUCCAGCAUCAUAUCCAACCUUCAUCCUUUUGAACAAUCCGCAGCCGACACUACUGGGGCCGGAAUCUGUAAAUGGCAUAUAAAAGGAAAACGCAACCACCGUAGUGUAGUUAAGCUGCCAAUUGAUGGAAUGGAUGGCAAGAUCUGCAUUAUGAGUUCAGAUAAAUGGGAUUGUUCUAUGAGGGAAACAACUAAUGUAAUCAGGUGUGGUAGUUCAAAAAUGGAGAUGGAACCUUGCAGACAGAAGGCUCUUGAUCAAGGUUUGUACAUAAAAAAGGAGGUUAGUUAUGCUUGUGAUGAGGUUGAUUUGAUUCGUGAAGAUUUCCUUCACGAGCAGGAUGAGUACAGAAGACAAAGACAUAAACUGGCCUCUAAAGCAGCUAGGGAUCUUGGGCGAAACCAUAUUGGCUUUAACAAUUUGGAAGAUGAUUCUCAUUUGAUGUCAACAUCAGGCUGGGAGGCUGAUGAGCCACCUUAUGGACUUGAAGGUAAAUACUGGGAAGACUCUGACGAGUGUUAUGAUCCUGUAUAUGCUGCUCAUGCCAUGAGAGAUAUGGGAACCAUUUUGUAUGAUGUUGACCUGAAAGUUAAAGCCAGCUAUCAAGGCGAGCGUGUUCCUUUGGUUUCUUUGAUGAGUAGGUUGAAUGCAAAAGCAAUUGUAGGGCACCCCAUCCAGAUUGAAAUAUUAGAAGAUGGUUGCACAUGUGAAUACUUGUGCAUCAAUUAUGCUAAUACUGAUGAAAAUACAGCUAACCAACCAGUUUGGAGGACUGCAAGAAGAACAGUUAUGCAACGAGUUCCUCGUUCUCAUCCAGUUGCAUCUUCUUUGGAAGAUGGUGAAGCUGUGGGGUCAAGAUAUCAAAAUGCAUCUCCUUCCUUCAUAUAUCCCAAUCCUUCUCAGAAUGUACCUAAGGUAGCAAAUAAGAAAGUUUCUCAUCGCCACCAGCACCAAUUAUCAUCAGGAAAAAUUCAGAAAAAGUCCCAUAAGAGAGUAAGCUUGUCGAGCCAAAAAACUAGAGCACUAUCUUCUUUCACAAUUGAAAAAAGAUUUGGUGGUGGGGCUGUUAAGGUAUCACAUGCUAGAGGUAGCAAUAUGUUGGGCGGUUUGAUAAAACCUUCAGGGCAAGUGCCUUCUGUUACAUGUGUCCCUAUGAAGAUAGCCUUUAGUAGGAUUCUUGAAGCAAUUGGAAGGCCAUCAGCUUUGAGCAAUCGUGUCAGAAUAGCCAUCCAGCAAUGAAAAUAUAAUACAUCAUAGUUUACAGUUAUCAGCUAGAAGUUGUUGAUACUCUACGGUCCUGCAUUCCAUGCUUCAUAUAAACAAUUUGACUCUGCAUCCAAAGUGAAUGCUUCUGUCAACUGACUCCAUUAGAUCAGCGAUUAUGCCCAUCCGAACUGCUGCUGAUUGUUGUUGAUCGGUUAUAUAUAUAUAUAUAUACACCUGGUUAGGAACCUAAGGCAGUAUCUUGGUGGCCAUGGCUGGCUGCCCUUUAGCAAAGGGUCCGUGUGGAACGUGGUAUCAUGGAAUGCUGGUGUGCUUUUCUGUUCAAGAAUUCACCACCGUGGUUGUCUGACUUCUUGUAAAUUACUAACUGCUACCGUGAGUGUGUUCUAUCAUUCGGAAAUAUACAUGUUACAAAUUUCAUAAGGUCUUGUAGAAGAGCCAGUAUCUGUAAGAUUUAUAUCGGUACAAAGCUUGUUUAUUGUUCAAUGUUGCAACUGUUCGUGGAAGAGUACCAAAUCAUACCGUUCAGCUAAUGCUACUGCAUUUUAAAA
This is a messenger RNA of Zingiber officinale, 3349 nucleotides long. RefSeq lists its product as uncharacterized. NCBI's taxonomy places the organism in Eukaryota, Viridiplantae, Streptophyta, Magnoliopsida, Zingiberales, Zingiberaceae. The record is from RefSeq and is a predicted model, not a curated record. The transcript is spliced from 4 exons. Bases 462 to 2813 code for a protein of 783 amino acids.